GUAGGACUCUGGGGUUACCAGUGGGGGGCAGCAUCACGCGAGCAGCAGCACGCGAGCAGGAAGUGAGGCGGAUGUUGAUGUUUCUGUAGUAAGCGCCAUAAGCACGUGCGCAUAGUCUAUGUUCUGGUUCUAAGAAGAAUCAUAUCUGUUUUCAUCGAAGAAGCGUUUAUUCUGGAUCCCAGGCGAGUUAUCUGAACUAUCUGGACUAUCUGGACUAUCUGGAGCAUUCGGAGAACGUUUGGAGCGAUGUCUGCGGCGCUGGUCAGGAGAGGUCUGGAGCUGCUCAGUGCAGACAUCUCAGAGGGACCAGAUGGAAAGAAGAAGACCAAACAGAAGGUGAUGAAGGACGGUGUGUCCAAGAGGUCCUCCAAAGCGCCCCCCCUUGGCCCCCACAGAGCCACAGUCAAAGGGCGCAGGAUGAGGAGCGCUCUGGAGGAGGCCAGCAGGGGGCAGCAGAAGGAGCACACUGCAGUGACCCUACAGUACUUCCUGCACAGUGGCAGCUCCGGCUCUGGAGACCAGACCGCUAAGAUCCUGAAGCAGAAUUCAGGGAGACAGUCCAAGAACCAUGUGGGAGACUCUACCCAAAGACCCCAGAAGCCCCAGAGCGUCUUCACUGAGGAGGAGUUCCAGCAGUUCCAGAGGGAGUACUUUGGCAGGACUGUGGAAGAGCAGUGACCCCUGAUAGCCACAGGGGGCGCUGUGUGGGACAAAUGCAGCCCUUUUCAGUUCCAGACUUUCCUCUGUUCCUAUGGGAGCGUUCACGUGUGUACAGAUUUAUCUCCACCAGCAUUUGUUUCACUUUUGUCACAUUUAAAGGUGGACUAUGGAACUUUUCUGGUGCAGGUGUUUGUCACCGUGGAGAUGGGACAGCUUUGGUCUGCAAUAAUCCACAGUAUGUUGAUGUUAUUGCUUAGCCUAAAGUGAUAAAUGGUGUGGCAUUAAACGUACUAUCUCCAAAAAGACAAGCAUAAGCCACAAGAAUAAGUUGCCAAGUCAGAUCUGUGGAGAUGUGAUUUCAUGUUUUAACUAGUAUAAAUAAAAACAUCUGCAAUCGGAAAGAUGCGAGAAAGAUGAGUUUAUGAGGAGGUUAGACUGAGAACAACAGGAUUCACAUUGUUAUAGUCAGACAAGAAAAAGAAGAUUACUGGAGAUUAAUUAGAGGAAGGACAUACAAGAAGGUUCUAUUUUUUUUAUUUUAUUUAACCUUUAUUUAACCAGGAAAGUCCCAUUGAGAUUACUAAUCUCUUUUUCAAGGGAGUCCUGGCCAAGACAGCAGCACAGUUACAUUACACACAGACAUUUCAACACAUCACAAAAUGGAUUCUUAAAAGCAAUUACAAAUCAUAGACUUAAUUUCCAAACCUUUCAACAUAGAUUUAAACUGAAGUAUUAAAGUCAGUUCUUGUAAUUUCAAGACUUUUUGUAAAUUAUUCCAUGUUGAAGGCACAGAAUAUUGAAAUGCCACUUUACUAGUCUCUGUGCGGACACUUGGGACAUUUAGAUUAAAGGUUCACAGAAGAUACAAAGGGUUAACUCCUAAAUAUAAACAGCUGCACAUGUCCUCUAUCUGAACUACCAUCAAUGCCCCCUGCAGCAGAUUGUUUGUGCACUAGUGCCCUCUAGUGCUCAUGGGUGGAUUUGAUGAUCUAAACUGCAAAGUCCUAGAAAACACAAUAGUACAAGUAUUACUAAGAAUAGUUUGUGAUUAUGUAUAUUUUUCAGCUGGGACAAGUUUCGUCUUACAAGAUUUAAGUACGUUUAAACUGUCCAUCAAAUCCAAACUUGUUCUCAGGCUUCCCAUCUGGAACUUUACACACUGCCCGGCCAAAAAAAAAAAAGGUCACACACUCUAAUAUUUGGUUGGACCUACUUUAAUUUUGAUUACAGCAUUGUUUUGAUUUCGCUUCUGCAACGUCACAAGAUUUAUUUCCAUCCAGUGUUGCAUUAACUUUCCACCCAGAUGUUGCAUUGAUGAUGGUCGAGUCUGACGCUGCUCAAAGCUUCUCCAGCACAUCCCAAAGAUUCUCAAUGGGGUUAAGGUCUGGACUCUGUGGUGGACGAUCCAUGUGUGAAAAUGAUGUCUCAUGCUCCUGAUCCACUCUGUCACAAUUUGAGCCCGAUGAAUCCUGGCAUUGUCAUCUUGGAAUAUGCCCGUGUCCUCAGGGAAGAAAAAAUCCAUUGAUGGAAUAACCUGGUCAUUCAGUAUAUUCAGGUGUCAGCUGACCUCAUUCUGCUGAACCUAGACCGGACCAACUGCAGCAACUACAACAUAUUUGCUUAGUUAAAUCCAUGUAGCGACUUUUUUUUUUUUGGCCAGGCAGUGUAUUUCUUAAACCAUUCAGUUGUGACCUGACAUCUUCUGUGGCUGCAGUAACACACAGAGGGAAGUAAAAUUAAUGAAUUUACUGCUAUUUGCCAACAAAAUACAUGUUUUUACAGUGUUACAUCCAGCUUUGUGGCACAAUCUAAGACUUUAGGUCAGGGGUGUCAAACUCAAUUUCACCGAGAGCCAAUUUGCAUAGAUGUAAAAAAAAAAAUAAAAACAAAAUUACUGUGUAUCUGCCUAUACUGAUAAAGUGACAUUUUAAGACAGUCAUACAUUUUAAUUUACCUUGUCGUGGCCACAUAAAAUGACAUGGCAGGCCAGAUUUCGCCCCUGGGCCUUGAGUUUGACACAUGUGCUUUAGGUAAUCAUAUUUGACCAACUUUUACUAAAGUAACAAAAAUGAGUGUUUCUUCCACCACUGCAAUAGAUAAAUACAACCAUGGAAAUUAACUGCACAACAAUUUGGCAAGUUGUAGACUAUGUAGACCAGGGGCAUCAAACUCAUUUUCACAAAGGGCCACAGCAACAAAAUGGUCGCUCUCAAAGGGCCAGAUGUAACUAACUGUAAAAUAAAUGUCUCUAAAUGUAACCAAACUUAAUGUAAAAUAAAUGCAACUACUUUUGAAUCUUGUUAAUUCACAAUUUCUAUAUUUAUUACUUAUUCAAGUUACAAAUAUUGCAUAAGGAUGUGCAUAGAUAUGAAAAAAAAUGGCUGUUUAACUGUGCAUCUAAUGAUAAACUGACAUUUUAAAACAGUCAUACCUUGUAAUUUACUUUGUCGCGGGCCACAUAAAAUGACGGGGCGGGCCGCAUUUGGCCCACGGGCCUUGAGUUAGACACAUGUGAUGUAGACUAUAUAAGACAGAUUUAAAAUAAGAAUAAGAAAUGUGUUAUUUUCCCUCUGCUAAUAAGUUCCAUGCUUUUAGGCUGAGUGAUAAAUAGAAGGAAGAAGUAGUCGGUCUAAGUAAUGUGUAGGUAAUACAGAUUUGUAGGCACAUGUUCAUAAUCUGCACAGUACAUCACAAGUCAGAUCAAAGUCCAUAUGUUUCCAUUGUACGACGAACAAACACUUCUGUUCUGCCCCUUUGUGUAGGAUGAUAAUCUGUUCAAACAAAUGACACAUACAGCUAUCAGCAAACCCAUAAAAGCGGGUUAUUAAAAGCAUUCAUUUUACCAUAUUUACCCAAAACCUUUGAUUUCACUUUGAACCAUUUCACAAGGAGUAAAAAUCAAACAAAAA
This is a messenger RNA of Periophthalmus magnuspinnatus, 3569 nucleotides long. RefSeq names its product ribosomal protein S19 binding protein 1 (gene rps19bp1). Gene Ontology annotation, molecular function: enzyme binding. Gene Ontology annotation, cellular component: nucleolus. Bases 247 to 678 code for a protein of 143 amino acids. Lineage: Eukaryota; Metazoa; Chordata; Actinopteri; Gobiiformes; Gobiidae. The record is from RefSeq and is a predicted model, not a curated record. The transcript has 4 exons.